AUGUUGGGUUUCCACAGAAGGACACGGUCGUUGAUUCCAGUCAAGGACCUCGGGAAAUACGAUCUGGUAUCGUUGGAAGAGGAGGAUGAGGAGCAGUAUGAAGGAGGCGAAUUAAUCGAAGUUUGCGGCGCGUCAGAUGCGACGAACAAGUCGCGGUCGAGGCAGUUGAUGCUGGUGUACCUUGUCUUCUUCGCAGAAGCCGUCAUGGCCUCCAGUCUUCAGCCUCAACUCCAGAUGUUGCUUUCCUCGUCCGACUACUGCGGCAACCUCUCCUCGUCGUAUCUGCGAAGCAUCCUCGACUGCGCAUAUGCAUUCGGCGGCACAACGGGCCUUUUCUGGGGUUACAUGGCGGAUCGCGUGGGAAGGCGACGCGUGACGCUCCUUGGACUAUGGAGCAUGCUGAUAUGCUGCCUGUGCACUGGCUUCGCUACGAGUUUGGGAGCUUGCGCUAUCUUCAGGUUCUUCGCUGGAAUGGUCAGCUCCACGAUUGUGUGCACGACCUUGACCAUGAUUGGAGACUUGAGCAUCACGGCUGAGCAGCGCGCCAAGAAUGUCGCGAGACUACCGUUGAUCUCGCUGUGUGGAUCGGUGGGACCGCUGUUUCAGCGUAUGGUCUCGGAGAGUCUGCAGGCGUAUGGCAUGGUUUGGCAGACGUUCCCUAUCUUGGGAUCAGAGCUGGCUUGUGCAAGUGUGCUUUUUGCUAUCGCACUCACUGCCUCGAUCAUGCUGAAGGAGACCUUGCCCCUUCCCUCUCUAUCUCUUCACUCCAACAGCUCAUCAGAGUCCAUCGACAUUGACUGCGAGAAGGCUGCUUUCCUUACCCGCAGCUCAGAGGACACAAACAUCACCCUUGUCGACUUCGUCCGCCCCGAUCCUAUCACAAUCACUCAGUUCCUCCAGGCUCCCUCGCUGCUUGUCCUUCUCUCUUCCUUCUCCUUACUCUCCCUCCACGCCUCAACUUUCGAUGUCUUGCUUCCCCAUCUUGGCCAAAGCAGCACCAAGCAAGGUGGGAUGGGCAUCUCAUGCGAUUGGCUUAGCAUUGUCAUUCUCAUCGUCCGCGGCAUCGCUGCUGUAGUAAUCUUCUACGUAAUUCCUCGCGCCAUGGACAAGUACGGUCUCCUCAAGCUCUACCGCUCUGUCUCGCUUCUUUUCCCGACUAUCUACAUCGCCACCCCUCUCUUGGCUCUUCUUGCAGCCUGCACUGGCUUUGUCCCUGUCCUCUCCGUCUUCUCCAUUCUCGUCAAACACCUCCUCACCGGCGGUGCAUCCGUUCUCGUCGCACUCCUCGUCCUCAACACCACACCUGAUGCUUUCUCCGCUGGUACCGUUGUCGGCAUGAUGCAGGUCGCGAACCUGUUCAAAGCUUUUGCCGUUGCUGUCAGCGGGGCGAGCUAUUACUUCAGCGGUGACUUGAGCGUACAGACAACAAACUUGGCGCUCUGGACGUGCCUUGCGCUGUUCGGCGCUGUUGGCGCAGGACUGGCGUGGUUCGUCAAUGAGCGCCCGAGUGUGGCAAAGGACUUUCCCAACGAGGUUCUAUGCUGGGAGACGUGCUUCGACGCAGAUGCUGAGAAGAUGGGUAUGGAUGACAUUUGA
Molecule: messenger RNA, 1596 nt
Organism: Dothidotthia symphoricarpi CBS 119687
Lineage: Eukaryota; Fungi; Ascomycota; Dothideomycetes; Pleosporales; Dothidotthiaceae
Product: MFS general substrate transporter
Exons: 3
Coding region: 1-1596 (531 amino acids)
Biological process (GO): transmembrane transport
Molecular function (GO): transmembrane transporter activity
Source: RefSeq, a predicted model, not a curated record